Messenger RNA from Nannochloropsis gaditana CCMP526, 575 nucleotides. RefSeq lists its product as uncharacterized. The transcript has a single exon. The annotation marks the transcript as partial. The record is from RefSeq and is a predicted model, not a curated record.
AUCGGAUGAGGAAGACAGGGCCAUACCGACUAGAAAUGGAGGCGAUCGUCGAACCGUACGUGAGGAAGUCCACAGCACUGCCAAUGCGAGGGUUGGGCAUAUUGAAAGAGGAGGAACCCACCUUUGCCUCCAACACAUUCCCCAACAAGCAACCUGGGACUGUGGCAUCGCUUGUUUGCAGAUGAUAUUGACCCAUGUCGCGGCCUCUGCCCCUUUCUCCUCCCUCUCGAUCCCUCCUUCCCGGGAUGCCCUGCUCGCCCGCGUUGGGACCCGGUCGAUCUGGACCAUCGACUUGCUCUACCUGCUCAAGCCGUACCUGACAGGGAGUCAGCGCGCAGUCUUCCUUGUCACCGCGUCCCCCGGCGUCUGCGUCCGGCAUGCGACGCUGUCUUACUACACCAAGUCGGGGCAAUUCGGGGUGGACAGGCAGCGAGUCCUCCGCCUUUUUCGAGCCGCCCCUGGGAAUGGACUCAGGGUCUACGAAGGGAGCCUAUCCUGGGAAGACUUGAGGGAUCUGGUGUGCACAGGACGGGUUUUGCUCGUCCUGCUCGUCGACCAACGGCUGCUCCCUUCCU